AUGGUCCGCCUCAAGAACCGAUAUCUGCUCAUAGAUAUCCUCUACCCAGAUCCGGCAACAUGGCCCUCCACCACGCCCAAAUCCACAAGCACAUCUACCUCCGCACAACUGGCCAUCCACUCGCCCACAUCCGACGCGCUGACACCGGGCCUGCUCGCAAAGAUGAUUCGUGAGGAAGUCAGCGAGCUAUAUGGUGAUUGCGGUGUAGGAAAAUUGGGUGGUGCUUCUGCAGGAGGAAUUAAUGUCAAAUACCUCUCCCCCGCAACAUCAACCGCCAUUCUCCGCUGCCCCCGCGCAUCCUUCCGCCUCGUCUGGUCCGCUCUUACAUAUAUGUCGCAUGUUCCCUCCACAAACGGCGAUGCAUCUCAGAAGCGACCAAACGGAGGUCGGGAACGGGGAUGUGUAUUCCGGGUUUUGAGAGUGUCGGGAACAAUGAAGAAGGCUGAGGAGGAAGCUAUUCGGCGGGCAAGGAGGGAGAUUGUUCGGAUUAGAGGAGUCGAGGAGAAGGGUGUGUUGGGGGAUUUGGUUUCGGGUGUUGGUGGGGGGAAGGAAGUGGCCAUGCAGGGUGUUAUGGACGUGAGUGAUGAUGAGAUGGAAGACGAGGAUUGA
Penicillium pulvis is the source of this 609-nucleotide messenger RNA. Its product is annotated as Rpp14/Pop5 family protein. NCBI's taxonomy places the organism in Eukaryota, Fungi, Ascomycota, Eurotiomycetes, Eurotiales, Aspergillaceae. Gene Ontology annotation, biological process: tRNA 5'-leader removal. The transcript is spliced from 2 exons. Bases 1 to 609 code for a protein of 202 amino acids. Gene Ontology annotation, cellular component: ribonuclease P complex. Gene Ontology annotation, molecular function: ribonuclease P RNA binding. The record is from RefSeq and is a predicted model, not a curated record.